Messenger RNA from Orbicella faveolata, 2532 nucleotides. Its product is annotated as small ribosomal subunit protein uS2m-like. Lineage: Eukaryota; Metazoa; Cnidaria; Anthozoa; Scleractinia; Merulinidae. Gene Ontology annotation, cellular component: ribosome; mitochondrial small ribosomal subunit. The record is from RefSeq and is a predicted model, not a curated record. Gene Ontology annotation, biological process: translation. Gene Ontology annotation, molecular function: structural constituent of ribosome.
UAGGUUUCUGGGUUUCAAUAUGGCGGCGCCACACGGGAUGAGAGCAGUUUGGAAUUUCUCAUCGGUUAGAGUAAACCCAAUCAUCUCAACUCUUUUGGCGCCAGUGACAAGAUUGAGACAGGCUUGUUCUAUUCAUAGUUCUGCCCUUUGCAGUCAGUUGUCGGAUAAUAAUCAGUUUCCGUCAGAAAACCGUCCUCCUGUUGAAGAAAGUGAUGUAGUUAAACCAAGUGAUGGUGAUGCUUUUGACAUUCCUAGAGUGGAGAAAAUUCUGGAGCAUCCAGAUUUCUUUGAAGUACACAAACUCUUCACAUUGAGAGAUCUAUUCAAUGCCAAUGUACAUCUUGGCCAUUUUGAAGGCUGUUGGGAUCCACUAAUGAAGCCUUACCUCUAUGGCAUAAGAGAACAUCAUCAUAUCAUUGAUCUCAACCAGACGGCAGUGCAUUUGAGGCUGGCUUUGAACGUCCUUGCACACAUUGCUUACAGAGGAGGAAUAAUCUUAUUUGUUUCAACACAUCCACAGUUUGAGGAAUUGACACAGCGAACUGCAAGAGACUGUGGAGAGUACUUCAUCACUAGGAAAUGGCGAGCAGGAACUUUGACUAAUUCUUACAUGUUACUGGGAACAACCAAACUCGUUGAUCUGAUUGUAUUUUUGCAUUUGCCAUCACUUGGAACAAAAACACAGCCAGUGACAGAAGCGGCAAUGGCAAAUAUUCCAACUAUUGGUGUAGUGGAUAGUGACUGUAAUCCUAACCUAAUUAUGUAUCCAAUCCCUGGAAAUGAUGACUCACCAUCUGCUGUUGAAUUCUACUGUGACUUGUUUAAGAAAGUAGUGUUAAAGGCAAAAGAAGUGAGGAAAGCCAAGGAGGAAGGUAAUGAGGAAUUGGGUGAAAUACAGUUGCAAGAAGAAAUUGAAAACCAGGACGAGGAGACUGAAUCAAAUCUCUGAUGCAUGUUGCUUCUUCUGAAAUGAAAUGAACCAACUGCAAAGACAGUGUAGUUACUUUUGUAAGAAUCAAGUACAGUUAUUUUAUCGCUAUAUAAAGGUUUGUCCAACGCAUAGAAACUUUCAAUGUUGUGUAAUAAAAGGGUUAUCAUGUUGCAGUACCUUAAAGGUACAUGACAGAUAUUUUGUUAUUUACUUGAUGGAAUCUACUUGAGAUCAUGGUAUGGAAAUUGAAACCAAAAAUGGCUGUUUUUCUUCACAUUCUUUAGCCAUUUGGAAACAUGAAAUUUCAAAUUUCAUUGGGUCAGAAUCUACGGGAGGUUGGGACCUGGGACUAGUCAAACUAUGAUGUCAAAUCGGCUGUCAAAACAAGAAUGUAAGGUCUCUGUAACUAAUAUGUAUUUUUUUACAAUUUUGAAUCAAAAAUUGGAACUACACAAGAGUCUAAUUCAUGGUAUAUUUCACUAAAUGUUUUUUGUGUCUAUUUGUUUCAUUUGAAAAAUAUGUUCACUAACAUUCUUGUUUUGAGGUCAUUGCCUGACUAGUCCCAGGCGUCCACCUCACACGUCAAACCCACAGCACUUCUUCAGGAGAGUCCAACACUAACCAUGAGCACCAAAUCUCCCUUGUCAGUAGCAACAUUAAGUGGCAAGGAAAAACCAUGGUUACUAUCAUAUUUUGACCAAGUGCAAAUACUACACAACUUAAACACACAUUCGCCCUAUGUAUCACUCUCUAAAAGUUAUGAUGGUCAACUCCAUCACUUCCCAACACAAGAAUUUUCACUAUUCGAUAUCUUCAAAAGUGCUUCUCUCAGCCAAGUGAGUAAGAAGCCAAGUGGCCCUAUUUCCUUCCAAUGUAAGGAACCCCUCUUUUACUUGAUGUCACUCUUGACCCUUCAGGUCACUCCCAGUCCUCCCAGAUAUCAGUAUUUGCUGCUGAAUUUGACAUUUAUGCUUGGGACAGAGUCUGAUCAAUGUUAAAGAAGAAUUACGAUUAAAUAUCAGAUACUGCUUUGUGAUAGGAUUAAUUCGUUAGAACUGACACCAGAAGGAGCACAAAACAUUUUAACAGUGAUAAGGAGGAUUUCUUAAAACCUUCUCUGACACAGCCCGUUGCAGGUGUUCAGUUCUUCAGGAGAACCGUCAUUGCAAUGCUCCCCAUCUGACAAAAAACCUUGGACAAGCUAUAGCUAACACAUGACAGUAUGUGCUGCAUCACAAACCAAAUUGCUGCCAAUACUAUGACUUAUCCAUGGGGCAAAAAUGAAUCCAAGCCUCUGAUGCCUUCUAGAAGAUCCUCUUAAACUGCAGUGAUAUUCCUCUCUAUUUUACAUGGGUGUCCCUGUCUCUUUCCCACCCCCUCCCACACCAGUGGCAUUGUCUGAACAAACAUGUAGAAACAAACAUUCUUUACGGAUAAUAGAAAGAAGAAGCUUUAUUCCAUCAUCUGAAAGGAUUCCAUUACUGGCACAAGAAUCUGAUAUAAAACAAUUUUCAAAAGUUUAAUAAAUGGUAUUUAUUACAAGCAUAGUCACCAGAACUACUGGUAGUCAUAACUCUGUUAAAUCUAAUAUAUUAAUUUAG